UGGACGCAGGUGGCACUCAAGCAUGGGGAAUUAUCAUGAGUGAGAACUUUUAUUUUUCACUUCAUCGCGAUAGGAUUAAGUGACAAUAUACUUUUUGGAAAUGUGCGACUUGGAUAUCUCAGUCCUGUAACAUUAUGGAGCAGAAGAACGCAGAGAACACAGUGUACUUUGUGGAGUAUGGAAAUGGAAAGGUUGAAAGUCCCGUCUCGCAAGUAGGCUCAGAAAAAAUUCUGAUCCAAAAAAGCAAAUCUAAGGUGAUCUCAGUGCGGAGUAUUGUCCUGAUCAUCAUCUUCAUCCUUCUGAUCCUGGCUGGAGGUUCAGUCCUGGCAUGGUACUUUCUAGAGUACAGAGUAUGGGUGUUAGAGGUGCGGGUGGAGCAGCAGUAUAUAGGCCAGAUCUCUAUACUGAACAGGAACUUCUCCACUGCUCUCUCUUCACACACUAGUCGAGUGUUUCGGGAGGAGGCGCGCAACGUGGAAGCCAUGCUGGAGAAGAUUGUGAAGUUAUCAGGUGUGUCUCGAUAUUUCAAAUCCACCAGAGUGUUUGGUUUUAGCGAGGGCAGUGUAGUGGCGCACUUCUGGCUCAUCUUGUCUCUCCCUGAGAGUCACGCUGAGAAGGUCACCAUGCAGAAGGUCAGUGAGAGCCUCCUGGGAACCCUGCAGGGAUUCAGAGAGACAGAUGUUAAGGAUACGGUUAACUUGGAGGGAAACCUGCUUCUUCUGUCUGAAUUCUCCAUAUCAGAAACCCAGCCCAAAGUUAUAGAUUUUUUGCAAGCUUCAUUUGAUUGUUACCGGUAUCAGACGGUAUCCGGCAACGCUCCUGUUGUUCUAAAGGGUCCAGACACACAGCGCUCAUCAUGUCUCUGGCACCUGAGGGCUCCUGAGGGCUCCCAGCUGGAGCUAAGGGUGGAGUGGCGGCUUCCUGAGUGCCGAGACCGGCUGGCCAUCUAUGACUCGCUCGCGCCUGCGGACUCCACACUCAUCACCUCUCUGUAUGGCUGUAGCAGGCAUGAGCAAGUGGUGCAGGUUCUAUCCUCUGCUGACUGGAUGACGGUGGUGUGGAAACAGGGCCAGUACAACUAUAAAGACCCGUUCUCUCUCUCCGCUCAAGCCUGGCCCAAAAAGAAUUGCUCCUUCAAUAUCAACUUGGAGAUGAAGAAAGGCGUUCAGGGGAGCUUACAGACCCCGUUCUAUCCAAGCUAUUAUCCACCCAAUACCAACUGUACCUGGCACUUCACUAUGCCAUCAUCUACGCAUGGAUUGACCCUUGAAUUUGAGGGCUAUGAGCUGAGUCGAGCCAGUUACACCCAGAACUGCACACAAGGCCAGUGGCUCAUUCAGAACCGCAGGAUGUGCGGUACCAGGGCUCUGCAGCCGUAUGCUGAGCGGCUCUACCUUCACUCCUCCACCACCAUCGUGUCCAUGACAUCCGCAGUGUCACUCACAGGGCCUGGCCUUCAAGUCCACUACAGCAUGUUCAACCAAUCAGAUCCCUGUCCUGACCAGUUCUUGUGCAGUGUCAAUGGUCUGUGUGUGUCAGCGUGUGAUGGGAUCUCAGACUGUCCUAAUGGUCUAGAUGAGAGAAACUGCGUGUGUCCUGCUCAGUUCCGCUGUCACGGGGACAGUCAGUGUGUGGACUACUACAAGGUGUGUGAUCAGCAUGAGGACUGCACUGACGGGAGCGAUGAAAAGAACUGCACAAUGGGUGUUCCUUGUACCGAUAGGACUUACAUGUGCGCUGAUGGCACUUGUUUGAAGAAGCUGAACCCUGCUUGUGAUUUUAUUACUGAUUGUCCUGAUGCUUCUGAUGAGAAAAAUUGUGAUUGCGGUCUGCGCCAGUUUAGUACACGCGUGGUGGGUGGAGUCGAUGCAAUGGAGGGGGAGUGGCCAUGGCAGGCCAGCCUGCAGAUCAGUGGGCAGCAUAUCUGUGGUGGUGUGUUAAUCUCCUCCCAGUGGGUGGUGUCUGCAGCACAUUGCUUCAACGAUGAUCGUCUGUACUCGCCUUCCAUAUGGACGGUGUAUCUGGGAAAACUGCACCUGCGUGCCUCCACGCAGACGGAGGAAGCUUUACGUGUCACCCAUAUCCACCUGCACCAGUACUAUGAUGAUGAGAUCCAUGACUAUGACCUGGCACUACUAAGGCUUGAGCGACCCGUCUCAGGAAGGACGUUGGCAUUGCCCGCCUGUCUGCCCGAGCCUACACACCAGCUGGAGCCUGGUUUGUUAUGCUGGGUCACAGGUUGGGGGGCAUUCAAAGAAGGAGGUGGCGUAAGCAACACUCUGCAGAAGGUUGAUGUGCGGUUGGUCAGUGAGGAGGCAUGCGUCCGUUCCUAUGGAUACAUUAUAACUCCCCGAAUGCUGUGUGCUGGUUAUCGGCGUGGGGGGAAAGACGCAUGUCAGGGGGACUCCGGGGGGCCUCUGGUUUGUCAGGAGCGGUCCGGGCGCUGGUUUUUGGCCGGUGUAGUGAGCUGGGGCCGUGGCUGCGGCCGACCUGAUUAUUAUGGCGUUUACACGCGCAUCACUAGACUAUCUCCCUGGAUUAAACAAAUCAUCGCUUCCUGACAAGCAAAGCAGCAGCCCGGAGCUGCUGUCAGCUAUUCCUCAUUUCGCUGAUGCAUGGACUAGAGAGGUGUGUAGGUUUAAAAGUUCAAAAGAGCAACUGGUGUAAACUCUAGAUAAGUUGCUGGACUGCUAUGGAUGAUGAAAUCAAAUUUUAAUAUCAGAGUUCAUAUUAAGGUUCAGUGUUUUUUUUUUUUUCUUUUCACACUGCAAAAAGUGCAUAUGAGUUAUAGAGUUAUGUUUCCAGUUACAUUAUUAUAGUAAACCAAAUAUAACAUUAUUAAAUAUAUUUAUAUUUUUUUUGCUCAUUUAAAUAAAUAUUUCUUGAAAGAAAACAAAAAGAAUGAUAAUUUUAAAAAGUUUAUAUUUUAUCAUAUUAAUAUGUUAAUAUAUUCCUAUUCUUAUUAUUAUUAUAGGUGUAGUGAUUAGCACUGUUGCCUCGCACCUGCAGAGUGGAGGGUUUGCAUGUACUACCUGUGCUUGGUGGGUUUCCUGCAUGUACUCCAGUUUUUUCCCACAGUCCAAAGACAUGAAGAUUAGGUUAACUGGUGUUCCCAAAUUACCUGUAGUGUAUGUGUGUGUGCCUUGCAAUGGAUUGGCACCCUGUCCAAUCCACUGUACCCUGCCUAAUGCCCAGCAUUCCUGGGAUAGGCUCCAGGCCCCUGCGAUCCUGUACAGGAUAAAUGGUAUAGAAGAUGAAUAAUGAUAAUAGAUAAAUUAGAAUAAUAGGCACACAUCACAUGCAAGAUAUUUUCACUUGCUGUGAUGUGUUUUUGCGUGCAUAUGAGAUAUAAAGUGUGACUGAAAUAAAGAAAAGGAAGUAAUACUCUAAAAUGGGAGAAAUAAAGGAUUAUUUUGACCGUUGGAAAACCCGCUGUCAUGGUGCUGGAAAUGUGAAGUUAGUAUAAAAGAACUCGAAAAAGGAACUUUUUACAACGGUUUCAGUUUUGUCCUUAAUUUAACAAAAACAAAACCAUAUUCCGAAGAUUGUUUUUUUUUUUUUUUCUAAAAAUUGUUUUUAUUUUGGUAUGAGCAUUUUGUAUGAGACGAACACAUCGUUGGUAGACAUCCGUAUACAAAAACAUACAUAUAUAAAAAUAUAUUCCUAUAUACAGUAUAAAAUCUAACAAACAAUCAAUCUAACAAAAAUAAAGGAAAAAAAAUAUUUAUUUCAGAAUAGUCUAUUGAAAUGCUGAUUUUUUAAAUGAGCAAAUAAUGUCAAGCACAUAAAACAACACUAACGAGCAUAAAAGCAGUCAAGCAGUUUUUAUUAAUAUUAUUAGUAGUACUGUAAAACGAUUAAAUAUCUUUCCAUUGUUGGAUUGAAUUUUUUAAUUGUACAAACUACCAAGGAUGACAAUGAAAAGUUAAUAUCUGUUAUGUGACUGGCGUGUAAUCCUUCAUUUGUUAGCAUAUAAAAUGUCAAAAAAGAUUAAAUCUGCUUGACUUUUGUGCAUACAAAUGUCAUUGUGUGCCAAUAAAAGGUCAGAACCUCCAGAGUCAAAAUACAGCAAUGACAUUUGGAUGUUGUUUUUAAAGCUCUGAUUUCCCCUUUAUUAACUUUUCAUAUCUCAUCCUGCGGUUCCCUCCUGCGUCGGCUCCUAGCGUAUGUCAAUGAGAGAUGUUUUAAUCACAUUUAUAAACAGAUUGAAUCUUUGGAGUCUGGUCCGAGUAAAAUUGAGAAUAAUUUUGUUCCCAUGAUCACCAGCCAGAAAAGUUCAACUUAUUGUAAGCUUCCUGGCAUGAUGCUGUCUUUUUGUUGCAUGUUCAGGUCUGUCUGUUUACUAGUUGUUAUGACACUGUUCGUCUGAAACAAAGCAUAUCUCGUUUUUUAUUUAUUAUGCAUUCAGAAUCUGUAGAACCUGCUAUUGUUUUUAUAUAUAUUUGCAUUCUGUAAUAAAGACGUAUUG
Messenger RNA from Clarias gariepinus (North African catfish), 4468 nucleotides. Its product is annotated as transmembrane protease serine 6. Gene Ontology annotation, molecular function: serine-type endopeptidase activity; protein binding. NCBI's taxonomy places the organism in Eukaryota, Metazoa, Chordata, Actinopteri, Siluriformes, Clariidae. The coding region runs from base 135 to 2561 and encodes 808 amino acids. Gene Ontology annotation, biological process: proteolysis. The record is from RefSeq and is a predicted model, not a curated record. The transcript has 18 exons.